GGCUCUAAAUAUAGACAUUUCCUCUCUAUUUAUAGCACUUAAAACAGAGGAAGUUAAAUCUGACGUGAAUCGGUUGAUGUUGAUAAGGUAAUUCGCUCGUUAGUCACAUUUAUUUUCAACUACAUACCGUCAAUCACCUACGAAUUGAUAAUUUUCUAAAACAUAAAAGACCAAACCAGUACAACUACAAAAUUACUCGCAUGUGCUACGUAUGGAAUCCAGUGGAAUCGCCGAAGGUCAGAGUGCUCCAACACUUCGGCGAGUGUUAAUGUGAAUACCCGGUCCUGACGUUUAAUGUUUAUUAAAAAUGUAAAAGUGUAAUGUUUCAUAGUAAAUUAAAAGUUUGAAUGCCCAAACUAAAAGUGCCAUUCUUUUUUUCAAAGCACGUCAAAUAGAAAUGGAAGAACUCGCGUUAGCAAUCGCAGGAGCUUCAUGCAAAUGUGUGAUAUGUCAAUCGCCGUUGUCCAUAUUCCCCGUAUACUUGGACCAAGCCGGAUCCAUUUGUGGAAGAUGUGCUUCAACAAAUGCCAUUCAGUCCACUUGGAUUCAAAAUUUAUCUUACGAAACGAUAGCGCAGUUUGUAAAAUUUCCGUGUCAAUACCAAACUUUCGGAUGUCUGGAGAAGUUCAUACCGUCCAAAAUGAAAAACCACGAGAACACCUGUAGAUAUAAGCAAUAUCCAUGUCCCAUGUCGUCCUGCACAUGGAUAGGUGAACUGGACAUUAUUUUUGAUCAUUAUGCUGAUGUUCAUGCAAAUUUCAUUUUAACCGAUCCGACGUUCGAACUGGAUUUGAUCAAUAAAUACGACGAAAAUUAUCUAAUUCAAGAUGAAAACGUCACAUUUGCUUUUCACAUCUCGUUCGAUAACAAAGAAGGAGCGUUUUAUUAUUCUUUGUAUUGCAUUGAUCAUUACAAAAUCGGCAACAGUUAUGUUUAUCGCCUGAAAUUGAUUGAACAAUUUGGCAGUAAUGUUUAUUCAUUGCCGGAACUACCCGUAAAUGAUAGCGAAUAUUCGUCGUUUAACAAAGCCAAUGCCCAGAAGGUUUUCGUAAAGGAUAUAAUAAAAGAAUUGCACGACCCUCUGGCCGUUGUAUGCACCAUUAAUAUCGAGCGGAACGUCGUGAAAGCACGAAAGCUGAGUUUGCAAAUUGAGGGUCCUGAGAGCCAAUUUUUAAACAUCCUGGAAUGUCCUGUCUGCCACGAAUACAUGAUACCGCCUAUUUAUCAAUGUCUAACAGGACAUGCCAUAUGUAAUAAGUGUAAGGAGUUGGUCACGGAUUGUCCUGAAUGCAGGGGUCAAAUUGGAAAUACCCGUAACUUUCGGUUAGAACAAAUGGCGGAACAUAUCGAAUAUCCUUGUAAGUAUUCGGGCUGCUCUUUUACCGCCAAACCGGAUAAAAUCAAGGAGCACGAGGCCACUUGUUUUCUCAGCAUCUACGAUUGUCCCUUCAAAUACAGGACCCAGUGCAAAUGGAGUGGUUUUCACUCGGCCAUCUUGGAUCACGUUCACGAUCAGCAUCCUGAAGAUACCGUAGAACUGCCGGUUAUUGUUUUUAUUUGCGAAAGUUUGGAUAAUUUGAACUACACUGAAUACAACAUCUUGCCAGCUUGUGGUCAGUUGUUCAUGGUCGGCUUUUGUUACAGUGAUUUUCAAUUUCUUUGGACUGUGCAAUUUAUAGGACCAAAAGAAAACGCGAAAAAUUACUUUUACGAACUGGACUUUAAGGAUAAUAGUGGAACAGAUAAAAGGCUGUUUGUCAAACGACUCUGCUGUCCGUUGACUGAUUUCGAUGAAAUGUUUGAUGAUGAUGAGGAUGUUGUGUCAUUAAAACAUAGUUUAUUACAGCCUUUAAUAGACAACGGAGACCUGAUAUAUUCCUGCAAUAUUGUUCCUGUAUCCUAGCUAAUGCUAUAAUCACUAUCAGUUAACUGGAAUCAUUUUUUUGUUUUCAUUUUAACAUUAAAACGUCAAUUAUUACUACAAUAAUUGUUUGUUAUGCAGAAUUAAUUAUUCGUUUUUGUUUUGUGAAUAAGUUUUUAUGUAAUAUGUUCUAUAAAAAAUA
This is a messenger RNA of Agrilus planipennis (emerald ash borer), 2063 nucleotides long. RefSeq lists its product as uncharacterized. Gene Ontology annotation, biological process: multicellular organism development; proteasome-mediated ubiquitin-dependent protein catabolic process. The coding region runs from base 398 to 1903 and encodes 501 amino acids. The record is from RefSeq and is a predicted model, not a curated record. Gene Ontology annotation, cellular component: cytoplasm. NCBI's taxonomy places the organism in Eukaryota, Metazoa, Arthropoda, Insecta, Coleoptera, Buprestidae. Gene Ontology annotation, molecular function: zinc ion binding; ubiquitin protein ligase activity; ubiquitin conjugating enzyme binding. The transcript has 3 exons.